AUGUGCCACGUCUUGGGGCAGUUUAUUUUAUUUAUGACAAUGUUCAAAACGUUACUACUGCCACUUGUUUUAUGGGAAGCAAGGGUCCUUGCAGAAAAUGAGGACGAGCUUGGCAUACCAUUUCAUAUCGUUAAUACUUUACCCGAAGAUGAGUACUACAAUUCAACUGCAAGUAGGUACAUUGAUACUCUUUGGGGCACACAGGCAAAUGCAAUUGCUGUUGCUGGAUAUUAUUAUGAGCAGUUAAUCAUCCAAGAAGUUUUAUUCACCCUAACUACCGAUGGUAUAUUGCAAGGCAAUGACUCUGACUCUAAGGUUGAAGUAACUUCACCAGGUGGUCGUUUGACGUACAGGGAAGAAAAUGAGGGUACUCCCGGAUUCUCUCUAGAUCUCAAUGACCCACCUGCCCUUUUGCUGGAUGGAGCAACACCAACAAUAUGGAUCUGUCCAUCAGGUAAUACUCCUGAGGUACACAUCUACGACGAGUCACCCGGAGAUGACUGUCUUGAAUAUUUAGUUUCGGUUCAACCCUUGGAGCCAGGUACAAUUGAUCCACCAGGUGAUGGUGAUGAUGGCCCAGGCGACGGUGAUGAUGGCCCAGGCGACGGUGAUGAUGGCCCAGGCGAUGGUGAUGACGGUCCAGGUGAUGGUGAUGAUGGCCCAGGCGAUGGUGACGAUGGCCCAGGCGAUGGUGAUGACGGUCCAGGCGAUGGUGACGAUGGCCCAGGCGAUGGUGAUGAUAGCCCAGGCGACGGCGACGAUGGUCCAGGUGGUGGCUCUGGUGGUGGCUCUGGUGGUGGAUCUGGUGGUGGAUCUGGUGGAGGUUCUGGUGAUGGAUCUGGUGGUGGUGAUGAUGAGGACGACACAACUACUACUACAAGUAGUUCAACCACCUCAAGCCCUGCAACUAGUCCAACCACCUCUACAACAUCAGCUACAGGUACUUCAACCCCAACAAGCACGCCAGGGACUACCACUUCAGCUCCCACGACGACUUCUAGCCCAGAAGCAACCAACGCUGGUGGAGCCGCCAACCUAGUUGGCCCUAAUGGGCUGCCGGGAUUGAUUGGAGGGGUAGCAAUUGCUCUACUGAUUUAA
Messenger RNA from Komagataella phaffii GS115, 1098 nucleotides. RefSeq lists its product as hypothetical. NCBI's taxonomy places the organism in Eukaryota, Fungi, Ascomycota, Pichiomycetes, Pichiales, Pichiaceae. The transcript has a single exon. The record is from RefSeq and is a predicted model, not a curated record. The coding region runs from base 1 to 1098 and encodes 365 amino acids.